This is a messenger RNA of Eruca vesicaria subsp. sativa (arugula), 477 nucleotides long. NCBI's taxonomy places the organism in Eukaryota, Viridiplantae, Streptophyta, Magnoliopsida, Brassicales, Brassicaceae. The record is from the annotation of a GenBank genome assembly.
AUGGCAUCCGAACAACUCAAACAACUCAAAGACAUCUUCGCACGCUUCGACAUGGACCGAGACGGAAGCCUAACGCACCUCGAGCUCGCCGCUCUCCUCCGUUCCCUCGGAAUCAAACCCCGCGGCGAUCAGAUCUCUCUCCUCCUCAGCCAAAUCGACCGUAACGGCAACGGCUCCGUGGAGUUCGACGAGCUCGUCGUCGCGAUCAUGCCGGAUCUCAACGAGGAGGUGCUCAUCAACCAGGAGCAGCUCAUGGAGGUUUUCCGCUCGUUUGAUCGCGACGGUAACGGUCAGAUAACGGCCGCGGAGCUCGCUGGGUCGAUGGCUAAGAUGGGGCAGCCGUUGACUUACCGUGAGUUGACGGAGAUGAUGACGGAGGCUGACUCUAACGGUGACGGUGUGAUUAGUUUUAAUGAGUUUGCGCAUAUCAUGGCAAAGUCCGCCGCUGAUUUUCUUGGAUUAACCGCUGCUGCUUGA